Molecule: messenger RNA, 375 nt
Organism: Lodderomyces pseudojiufengensis
Lineage: Eukaryota; Fungi; Ascomycota; Pichiomycetes; Serinales; Debaryomycetaceae
Exons: 1
Coding region: 1-375 (124 amino acids)
Biological process (GO): mitochondrial respiratory chain complex II assembly; succinate metabolic process
Cellular component (GO): mitochondrial intermembrane space; mitochondrion
Source: RefSeq, a predicted model, not a curated record
AUGAAACCAAGUAUAAUACGAUUAAUAAAACCUAGACGACCUGAAAGACCAAAUCAAUCCCCCUUAUUACCACCAUUACAAUUAUAUCGAUCAAUUUUAAGAGCUCAUGUAAAUAAAUUACCACAAGAAUUACGUUAUUUAGGAGAUCAAUAUGUUAAAAAAGAAUUUAAAGAUCAUAAAAAAAUUGAUAAUCCAUUACAUGUUGUUGGAUUUUUAACUGAAUGGCAAGAUUAUUUAAAACAAAUUGAUGGUGGGAAAUGGUUAGAUGGAAAAUUAUCAAAAAAUGAAUUAGAUAAAAUGACUCCUGAACAAAUUGGUCAAUUAUAUGAAUUAAUGGAAGCUACAAAAAAAUUAGGAGAAAAUGAAAUACAAUAA